AGUGUCUCGGCAACGAAGCGAGAAGCGAGAGUGCUCUCCUAAAAACUAAAAAAAAAAAAUUUUUUUUUAAUAAAGCGCAAACUUAUGAGGCGGCAACCAAAUUAUUUUGACUUAUAUUAUGUUUUAAAUGUUUGUUUUUUUAACUCUGGAUCUUCAGUAAGAGAAAUGGGGGAGAAAAAGCAGCGACUUGACUUAUCAUUUCUCUUACGUACACUUUGUACAGUGUCCUUGGCUCUUGGACUGAAACUCACCGGCUUGUCAAAGCACCAAUGAACACGUCCUUCCUUUGCAUUCCAGUUUUAUAACAGCUCCAUUUCUAUUGAUGUCUAUCACGCUUCUCAAACAUUCUCCUAGAAAAGCAUAUUCUGUUAUUAAUUAUAUUCAUGUACACAGGAUAUUACAUUUCCUGCCUUAUGCUUUGGUUAGUGAGAACGAGCACCUCCUUGACACCGUAUUUGCCAUAUCGGUCACUUUUGCUUCCCUGACACCCUAAGGUCCACUUUGGCCAUGUUCCGCAAGAAAGGUUACCUAAUUAUUUGCGGCACUUUGCUGUUUAUUGCUUGGAAUGCAGUUCUCAUAUUUGUUCUCCUGGGACGGUCUCCUGGAAAUGACACAGACGAGUCUGUUUUACCGAAAAAAGAUCCCCAAAACGACGACGUUGUGGAGAAAUUACUUGAUGUGAUCAGUGCAUUCGAAAAAGAACUGGAGGCCCAGAACAAAAUUCUUCAUCAGAUCCAGAGCUAUAAGUAUUUUUGGGAAGAACUGAAAAAAAACGGCACAAGUUUAAGAAGGAAGUUAGAUGCCGUGAGUAAUGUUACAAAUUUCAGGAGUAAACUACAGUCCUCCGGUGUGGUUAUUCCCAUCUUGGUCAUGGCAUGUAACAGAGUGACAGUAAAACGCUGCUUGGACAAACUCCUCGAACACCGGCCAUCACCUGAACUGUUCCCCAUCAUCGUGAGCCAGGACUGUGGACACUCGCAGACCGCCGAUGUGAUCGCCUCAUACGGCAGUCAACUGACUCACAUUAAACAGCCUGAUUUGUCAGAGGUCCCAGUGCCUGCGGGACAUCGUAAGUUCCAGGGUUACUACAAAAUUUCAAGACAUUACCGUUGGGCUCUAAACCAGGUGUUCAACUCCUUCUCCUACUCUGCCGUCAUAAUCGUGGAAGACGAUCUGGAGGUGGCUCCAGACUUCUUUGAGUACUUUAAAGCACUUCACCCCGUUCUGAAAUCUGAUCCGAGUCUGUGGUGCGUGUCUGCCUGGAAUGACAACGGCAGGGACGGAUACGUAGAUCCUGCGAAACAAAGCCUCUUAUAUCGGACCGACUUUUUCCCAGGGCUUGGGUGGAUGCUGCUGAAGGAGCUCUGGGUGGAACUCGAGCCAAAAUGGCCAGCUUCGUUUUGGGAUGACUGGAUGCGUCAUCCCAACCAGCGCAAAGACAGGUCAUGCAUUCGUCCAGAAAUCUCCAGAACUUUGACGUUCGGCCGUAAGGGUGUGAGUUUGGGUCAGUUCUAUGACAAGUAUCUCCGUUUUAUCAAACUCAACACCGAAUUUGUGCCUUUUACACGAAAAGAUAUGUCGUAUCUAGAUAAGAGGAAUUACGAUCAAGCUUUUGAGAAGGAGGUUUACAGUGCGCCUCUUGUGGCAGUCGAGGAGCUGAAAAACGGGAAGCUGUCUGGGCCCGGCCCGUUUCGGCUGCAGUAUUCCAGCGCACGGGAUUUUAAAACCCUAGCGCAAGGACUGGGUGUCAUGGAUGACUUGAAGUCUGGAGUGCCAAGAGCUGGGUAUCGAGGUGUUGUCAGCUUCUUCUCACUAGGAAAGCGGGUUUAUAUAGCGCCACCUGUUGGUUGGACAAAGUAUGAUCCAAGCUGGAGUUAAGGAAGCUUGGUGUGUGUGAGGGAAAAAUCUGUGUGGUCAGAACAAAGAUUUUAUAUUGAAAAAAAAAAGUCUGCAAGGAUUUUUCAUAGUGCAAAAGUGUUAAAAUGUGUUUCACAUUCACGCUUCAAUUAGUUAUGUUUAUUUUAUUUGGCUGAUCCUUGCAAGUGUUCACUGCGCAGACCAGAGACGCUUCAGUAUAAGUUGAAAAUUGUAAAAGAUUUCACGAGACCAAAGAGAAUUUUAUAGAGUUCUUGAUUUCUAUAUCUCAGGUCAAUGCUAACAUUUUUUAACAAAGAGAGACAAAUCUAUACCUUCAGUGUUAGAUAUAUAUUUAUUGGGAUUGUCACACCAAGUUAUUGUCAAACCUGAUUGAUAUAUGUAUAUAAAUAUUUAUUUUUUAAUCAUGACAGAUAAUCACUGAUGCAAAUAUUCUUUAUUCACCAGUCACUUCAUAAUUUAAAACAUUUCUCAAGUGCCUUCAAAUUUUAAUAGCUUUGUUUAAACGGUUAUAUGUGGACUCUGUGAUUAUGUGGUGGUGGUGGAUGUUGUGCAUUUUUUGAGUAGAAAAUGUAGCUUUUAAAUCUAUAUUUGUUGGAGAACAUCAGUAGCUUUGAACACAGACUGGUGUUAUUCUAAAGUUUUCGGAUGUAAAAUGUGGGGGGGAAAUAAAGCAAACUUUUACUUAUUUUAA
This is a messenger RNA of Clarias gariepinus (North African catfish), 2569 nucleotides long. RefSeq names its product alpha-1,3-mannosyl-glycoprotein 2-beta-N-acetylglucosaminyltransferase a (gene mgat1a). Gene Ontology annotation, molecular function: alpha-1,3-mannosylglycoprotein 2-beta-N-acetylglucosaminyltransferase activity. Gene Ontology annotation, cellular component: Golgi apparatus. Bases 508 to 1878 code for a protein of 456 amino acids. Gene Ontology annotation, biological process: protein N-linked glycosylation. NCBI's taxonomy places the organism in Eukaryota, Metazoa, Chordata, Actinopteri, Siluriformes, Clariidae. The transcript has 3 exons. The record is from RefSeq and is a predicted model, not a curated record.